This is a messenger RNA of Plenodomus lingam JN3, 807 nucleotides long. RefSeq lists its product as uncharacterized. Lineage: Eukaryota; Fungi; Ascomycota; Dothideomycetes; Pleosporales; Leptosphaeriaceae. Gene Ontology annotation, biological process: thiamine metabolic process; thiamine diphosphate biosynthetic process. The record is from RefSeq and is a predicted model, not a curated record. Gene Ontology annotation, molecular function: thiamine diphosphokinase activity; thiamine binding; ATP binding.
AUGACUUUGUCUGACCUCCAUAGACUUCAUCCCGCCAAAUUCCUGGCCGAGGACGCACACUCGGAGCCAUCUACAUCACCCUAUCUGCUGAUACUCAAUCAGCCCAUUGCUGACUUCGCGGCCUUCUCGCGACUAUGGCAGCACUCUGGCUUUCGGGUAUGUGCGGAUGGGGGCGCCAACAGGCUUUACGACAUGUUUGGCGGAGAUCUGGAAACACUUAGAGAGCAAUAUCUACCUGAUCUUGUGCACGGUGAUCUAGACUCGUUACGGGACAAUGUACGCGACUACUACGCAUCGCACAAUGUCCAAGUGUCGCGAGAUCCUGACCAGUACAGCACAGACUUUGGCAAGACGAUGCAGAAGAUAUCGUCUAGAGUAUCAUCGACUUCAUCGCGGAAUGUCCUUGUGCUCGGCACGCUUGGGGGCAGAGUCGAUCAGGGACUUGGCUUGUUGCACGAGAUGAUUAGGGAAGAGACCAAGUAUCCACAACUACGACUCUGGCUCUUCUCCGAGUCCAGUGUUUCUUUCAUCCUGAGAAGUCAACGGAACAUCAUCGGUGGGCUACAGUCGAGCCAAGUGUUUACGGAAAACGUGGGCAUUGUGCCUUUUUAUGGUCCUGCAGUCAUUACUACGGCUGGACUGGAGUGGGAUGUCAAGGACUGGGAUACGAGAAUCGGUGGGCAGGUUAGCACGAGUAAUCAUGUCAAGGCGGACGAGGUUCAGGUUGAAACGAGUGCGCCAGUGUUGUUCACAAUCGAGAGGGCGAAAUUCGAGUCGGAAGGGUCGGGCAGGGUAUUGGGCCGAUAG